Molecule: messenger RNA, 523 nt
Organism: Mercenaria mercenaria
Lineage: Eukaryota; Metazoa; Mollusca; Bivalvia; Venerida; Veneridae
Exons: 7
Coding region: 1-519 (172 amino acids)
Source: RefSeq, a predicted model, not a curated record
AUGUGGGAUUCUAACAUCAAGCCGAACCUGGCAAAAUCUUCUUCGUUUGGGAAGCACCCGCUCAAUUUCGCCAAAAACCUGUCAGCAGUUAAUUCAGGAAAUUUUUAUGAAAGGAAUGAGGGAAGGGGUGCCCUUCAAAGCCUGCUCAGAGAGAUCGAAAAGAAUCAACCAUUGAAACGUGGGGAAGAAGGAGAUGAUAGCGAAAAAAGAUGUGAUGCUGAACUUGAAAUUACUGUAGACUGCCUGGAUAUUGUAGACAAUGAUGAAUUUUUUGAAUGUGCGAUUGAGGAGGCCAAAAGCGUAGAACAAGAAUUUGCAGACAUUUUCAAAGCUCAGACUGGCGAAGAGCUCUUCAGAGAAGAGGAGAUGGAUGUUGUUUGGGAAAUCCGAAAAAGUCGCCUGGUUUCCUUCGAGAUAAAGGAGUUUACAGAAGUAGCCUUGGAUGAGAUUGGCAAAUACCGAUUCUUAGGUUUGCUAUUUAAUUUUUAUCUUCUUUCAAUGAAUGAUUUGGAUACAUAAAUCA